Microplitis mediator is the source of this 1136-nucleotide messenger RNA. RefSeq names its product riboflavin kinase (gene Rfk). NCBI's taxonomy places the organism in Eukaryota, Metazoa, Arthropoda, Insecta, Hymenoptera, Braconidae. Bases 649 to 1098 code for a protein of 149 amino acids. The transcript has 6 exons. The record is from RefSeq and is a predicted model, not a curated record. Gene Ontology annotation, biological process: FMN biosynthetic process; riboflavin biosynthetic process. Gene Ontology annotation, molecular function: riboflavin kinase activity. Gene Ontology annotation, cellular component: mitochondrion.
ACAAAUUGGUGAUAAUCCGAGAAGUCAAGAAACUUGGGAUCGUUAUUACCUCGUGAUUACCAAAUAUAUAUACUUGUUCUAUAUAUAUUGAGAUAUAUAAACGUAUUAAAUUAUUAAAACAUUUAUAUUCCGAGUCUUAUGAUUCUUUUCUUUCUCUCUGAUAGCCGGUGUAUUUUCGGCCUCGAGCCAACUUUAUGUUUUAUAGCGAAGAACGUGCGUCAUUAUUAAAGAAAUAGUCGAGGUCACUGAGAUUCAAACUUAUCGCGUUACACUUUGCCGAUCCGCAGAUUACAGUCAGCAAACCAACGUGACUCAUAAAAGUAUAAAUAUAAAUAUAAAUUGAGUUUUUAAUUUUUAAAAAAAUAUCAUCGUGAAAAAUAAAAUUCCUGAAAUCUCUGAGGUUCGUCAGCUCUGGUGGGGGAGGGUUGCAGUAAAAAUCAUGACGAUAAAUCAAGCGAACCGAUUGCCAGCUGACGUAGAGAAAUAAAUACUUAGAACUAUAGUAGGGAGAUCAGCUGAUAGACACGUGUCAAACUGUCGACAGAUAGUGUCUUUUCCUUGGACUAAAUACUAAAUAUCUUAUUUAUCUCAUUAUUAAAAGAGUUAAAUUUAAUAUAAGUAUUGUAAAUCUGAUUAGACGUCAGUAAAAUGUCGGAGGAUAAUUUACUUCCGUAUUAUGCUGCUGGGAAAAUUGUCAAAGGAUUUGGAAGAGGUUCAAAAGCUCUUGGUAUUCCUACAGCAAAUUUUCCUGAAGAAGUAGUUGCUCAAUUACCGGAAGGAUUUAAUACUGGAAUUUAUUACGGUUGGGCAGCACUUGAGGGUAAAAUUUAUAAAAUGGUUAUGAGUAUAGGGUGGAAUCCAUUCUAUCAGAAUGAAAAAAAAUCAAUGGAGGUUCAUAUCCUACAUAAAUUUUCAAAUGACUUGCAUGGAAAAGAGUUGAAAGUUGUUGUCACCGGUUUUGUACGACCGGAAGCUAAUUUUGAUUCCGUUGAAGCUCUAAUAGCAGCGAUAAACAAUGACAUAAAAAUCGCAGAUGAACGAUUGGAUGAUCCAAAGAUGAUGGAAUUUAAAUCAUCGUCAUUUUUAACAAAUUCCUGAAAUUAAUUACAAUGUGACCUAUAGAUAAUUGUAAUUAA